AUGAAUUCCUCCUCGUUUUCCACCGAUUUCGACGCGGCCAACAUGCUCAAACCGUCGAGUUCGCAAAUGUUCGGACCGAUCGAUAUUCGACUGCCGCCACACAAAGAUUCUCGACUCGAGCAUCGGGUCCGUCUCGCGCCCGAACGCAUGUGUUUCGGCACCGUUCGACCGCAGACGGCCGCUUACUUGAUUUGUAUUGCCGCACUUCACGAAAUCACGUUUGGUGAGGGUUUUUAAAGAGUUUCAUGGUCAUUUUUGAGUUCUUCAGGUGAUUUGCAAGGUUUUGAUACGCAUAUUGCCCUAGUUAGAAGGUCUUUUUGUCAGACUUGCAACGGGCCGGGCCGGGCCAAAAUUGGAAAUUUUCCGGCCCGGCCCGGCCCGGCCCGGUCGGCCCGGGAGGAUGCACCUAAACAUUCAAAGCGAACUAGAACUUCGAAACGAACAUAAUUUUAUAGACUUAAAAUUUUAUAGACUUAAAAAGGCAAUGUAAAAAAAAAAAUAAUGCAUAAAAACCUGUUAAAAAAUAGAAAUUGCUGUUUAAAGUCGCAAAAUUUUCACAAAAAUUACGAAAAUUUUCUCAAGAGUGGGCGGAGCGAUUGAUUGCAACUCUGGCACGCCAUUUUAGCAAUUUUGCCGCACGCGUUUUCCUCUUCCUUCAUAUUUUUUUUGCAUAUUUUUUUGAGGUCUAACUUCCGGCCCGAGCGGGCCGGGCCGGGCCGGGCCAAAACCGGGUAGGGGCCGGGCCGGCCCGGGAUUUGGCAAGUCUGCUUUUUGUAUAUGUGGGCUCCAAAAUGCUGCAAAUUUAAUUUCUGAGCACCACACUGUGCAGACAUCUUUACCAACACAUUUUCCAGAAAAUUUCCACGUGAUUUGACACCCAUAUUGUCCAGAAUCCAAAAAAAUGAGGAAAAUGUGCUCCGUGAGCCCGAGCAUUGCUUAUAAAUUGCUUGAAACCCAAAAAAUUAACUUCAAAACUUGCAGGAACGAUCCUGGUCUUCGCCAGCGACUACGGCGAGAAAGAGAACUGGUACCAGAGUGCGCAAUGGCUCGUCAUCCUCACGUGCCGUCUCCUACAGUACCCCUCGUGCUUCAUUUCGCUUUUCGGCAUCCGCAACAACAAUCCGGCGCUCAUCGUUCCGUUUAUGCUCUCUCAGGUUGGUGCGCAUCUUUGGACAGCGAUUUUUAGUGAUGAGGGAAUGAGCAUGGGCAUUGGAAUGGAAAAAAAUGAGCUUGUGUGAUAUCAUCCAUUUGGAAAUGUCACCAAACGUCAUUUUUAAAGGCGAGGGUUGUGAAAAUCGAGUUCCGCUUGUGAUUUCAGGUGAUUAGGGCAUAAUUGGUACCAAAUGACUCGAAAAAACGAGCUGAUUACGAAUUUCCAGGUCUCGUUGGGCAGCUAUGCCGAUUUGCACACCUACAUUCAGCUGGUAUCGAAAUGCUCGCCGUCCGCAGCCAUGCCCACCACUUCUCCGAUCAUUUUGAUAGUGAUUCCGAUUCUCGUCUAUGCGGGCGUUUUGAUGUUCUUCAUUUAUAACAUGUACAUGAUUGUCAAGUGUUUUACCGUAAUCCGAGGCGGUGGCGGAACGCACAACACCGACAGAUCCAUCAAUGAAGACUUGUUUUUGUAA
Molecule: messenger RNA, 1625 nt
Organism: Caenorhabditis sp. 36 PRJEB53466
Lineage: Eukaryota; Metazoa; Nematoda; Chromadorea; Rhabditida; Rhabditidae
Source: the annotation of a GenBank genome assembly